AGCUCCGCCCCCCCACGGCUUGGCGCAGGCCCCCCUCCCCCUUCCCAUCUCGGGGGCGGCAGGAGGGGGCUGGGAGUGAGAUGGCGGUGAACCAGAGCCACACCCAGAGCCGCAGCGGGGUUGUCGUUCCUUUUGGCGAAAGUGUCUUGCAGCAAUGUCAGGAAGUGUACCUCUCCUUCCCACAGCAACCAGAGGGAUCCAAUCUCUUUAGUGGUACAAAGAGGGGAACAUUAUUUCUCACUUCAUACCGGGUGAUCUUCGUGACUUUACCCUCAGUCAACGAUCCCAUGCUUUCUUUUAUGAUGCCGUUUGAUCUGAUGAGUAACUGGACACUUGAGCAGCCAGUCUUUGCCGCCAACUACAUUAAAGGAACCAUUCAGGCAGCUCCAGAUGGUGGCUGGGAAGGACAGGCUACUUUUAAGUUAAGCUUCAGAAAAGGAGGCGCUGUCCAGUUUGCCCAGUUGAUGAUGAAAGCUGCCUCUGCUGCUGCCAGCGGAGUUCCACUUGGAAGUGUAACUUGCUGGUUCGGUGCUCCAGGACUGAGUGUAGUUACCUGUCAGGGAAGCAUGAUGGGCACCCAACAGAUGCCUGGCCCAGCAUACCCAGUUGUUGUCUAUGGACCCCCACCUGCGGGAUAUGGAGCCCCACCAGUGGGAUACAGAGCCCCGCCUGCAGGAUAUGGAGCCCCACCUACAGGACAUGGAGCCCCACCUGCAGGACAUGGAGUCCUACUGGCUGGAAAUGAAGCCCUGCCUGCAAGAUGUGAAACUCCACCUGCUGGAAAUAGAGCUAGGGCUCAUGAAUCUGUGGCAGCCCAGCCGGCUGGGUCUGAGACCUCUCCUUCCUUUGCCUCAUCUUCUCAGACUCGUUUACCACCUUCUAAGAAGUAAACCUUGAAGACUCACCAAGCAAAGUGGCACCCUAAAACUGAAGUCAGGAUAAGAAGGAGGACUCAGGUGCCAAGCAGUAGGAGGAGUUUCCUGUGCUUGUAGUGCCUGAUCUUCUCCACACAUCUGUGAGGUCCUGGGUGACUUCCCUUAUACCCAGUGCCUCAAAAGACAGACGAAUCAUGUGAGACGGACUCCUGUUCUCAAGGAAGGAAAAUGCCUGAACACAGAUCACAAGCCAACCAGAGUGAGAGACAUCUGAACCAGUCUACAUAAAACAGCUUGGGGAUGGAGACUGAUUUCUGGAUUCUUGUUAGAAAACAGGCUUCCUUCCUGCCUAUGUCCUGAGGAGAAAAGGGAAAUUAAUGUAACUGAAGAGGCUGGGGUCACCUUGGUUUUACACUCUUGAUUAAAGUCUGCUUGCUGUCAAACACAUCUACUAUGGGAUUAGUCU
Molecule: messenger RNA, 1341 nt
Organism: Equus caballus (horse)
Lineage: Eukaryota; Metazoa; Chordata; Mammalia; Perissodactyla; Equidae
Gene: WBP2NL
Product: WBP2 N-terminal like
Biological process (GO): positive regulation of DNA-templated transcription
Cellular component (GO): nucleus
Molecular function (GO): chromatin DNA binding; transcription coactivator activity
Source: RefSeq, a predicted model, not a curated record